UUUUUCCUUUUUUUUUUUUUUAUCAUUCCCACACUCAUUUAUACAUAGUUUUCUUCACAUAUAUAUAUAUAUCAAUAAACAAUCCAUUAUUAUCAACGACAGACUAGUAAUCUAAAAUGAUGACGGAUAAUGACAAACAAGGGGGUAUCAAAUCCUGGAUGAGUCUUUUCAAAAGCAUACCACUUGUACAACGGAUGACAAACGGAUAUCUAUGGAUUCAUCCUACGACCUUCAUGAUCAAAAGAAUGAUCACAUGAUCGAUGAGAACAAUCAUCAAUUGGCAGCACUUCCUAUUAAGGUUGUAUGGAAACAUGGGGGUGAAAAGGUAUAUAUCACAGGUACAUUUGAUGCAUGGAGCAAAAUGAAAAAGGAAUCAGAUGGAACAUUUGUAACAUGGUUAACAACAUCUACCAAUCCUCUCUUGUACAAGUUUGUUGUAGAUGGUGUUUGGCAACAUGAUAUGGAUCAACCAAUUGAAAAGGAUCUUGAUGGGAAUAUAAAUAACAUCCUGGUCAUCAACAAUUCUGAUCAACAAUAAAUAUAUCGUCAGUCUAGUUAUAGUAGUUUUUUACUUGGUUUAACA
Halteromyces radiatus is the source of this 583-nucleotide messenger RNA. Its product is annotated as immunoglobulin E-set. Gene Ontology annotation, biological process: signal transduction. Bases 212 to 538 code for a protein of 108 amino acids. The record is from RefSeq and is a predicted model, not a curated record. NCBI's taxonomy places the organism in Eukaryota, Fungi, Mucoromycota, Mucoromycetes, Mucorales, Cunninghamellaceae. The transcript has 5 exons. Gene Ontology annotation, molecular function: protein kinase binding. Gene Ontology annotation, cellular component: cytoplasm; nucleotide-activated protein kinase complex; nucleus.